Monomorium pharaonis (pharaoh ant) is the source of this 3073-nucleotide messenger RNA. RefSeq names its product androgen-induced gene 1 protein. Gene Ontology annotation, cellular component: membrane; endomembrane system. The transcript is spliced from 5 exons. The record is from RefSeq and is a predicted model, not a curated record. The coding region runs from base 1744 to 2457 and encodes 237 amino acids. NCBI's taxonomy places the organism in Eukaryota, Metazoa, Arthropoda, Insecta, Hymenoptera, Formicidae.
AGAAAAUCUAUUAGGCAUUUAUUUAAAGCCGCUAGAUUUUAGUAUACAACCAAACAUAUCUACUAAUUUUUUUUAAAUAGGUGUUGUGUAGAUUGAGCUAUUUCUUGUUAUCAACUUGCUGAUAAGUUACGUAUAUUUGUUACGUAUAUUUGUGUUAACAUGUUUGAAUACACAUUUUUGUUUGUAUGCACAUACAAUAUUUUAAAAUCAGAAUAUAUUAGUUAGUUAAUGAAAAAAGACAAUCGAGAUUGUGUGUGAAUUCAAUUCUUUAUUUUUAUUAAAAAAAAUAAGUGUCAAGAAUACAUGAUAAUUUUUUCUGCGCAGUUAAAAUAUCUCGAUAUCAGAUAUAUCUUUGAUAACCAACCAAUCAAUAGAAAAGAAAUGUUUUGCUAUGUAUUUCUCAUUAGUCACUAGCGCAUUAAUAUAUUUAAUUACUAAUAACGUAGAAUAGAGGGGAACUAACAAGACCUUUUGUAAGUCGACCAAAUUAGACCAGACUUAACAAAGGAUGGAGAAAUACGGCUAUUGUAUCUCCUUCACUGUUAUGUCACUAACUUCGUAAUUCCAAGUUUCUAGAAAGUCUAGACCUUGUUGAGAAUAGUAAAUUGGUCUCUCUUCCUUUCUCUCUCUCUCUCUCUCUCUCUCUCUCUCUCUCUCUCUCUCUCUCUCUCUCUCUCUCACUUUUUUUUCUUUUUUUCCUGUAUAUUGUUUUCCAAAGACACCUUUAUUAAAAAAUAAAUUAAGUAAAGUUUGUGUGCCAAAGAAAUACACAUCUUAAAUAUGCAUUUUACAUUUCUAAACGUGAAAAAUAGAUCAAGAAUACAUAAGAAGCGCAACAACCGAUUUGAAAUGAAAUACAAAAAAAGAAAAAAGCAUAAAACUGUAUCAAGCUGUGCAUCGGAGGCUCGAAGAAAAUCUAACGAGCCGAGCAUGCGAGACUCGUCGAGAGGAAGAAAUGACGCAAUUCCCGCACAAACAGUAAGUCGAGGAGAUAUACGCCUACACCGAGGCGGUAUCUCCGUGCGAGGCAGCAAGGUUCGUGAAUAGUUAAUGCAACAAAACACGCCAGAGGCCGAUGUCCUUGAUCGGUGAUCGGCUUCGAGUCGGCUCCCCGCUGUCUCAAUUCACUAGAAUGAUAUCGAUCGCGCGACGAGAGGCGUUCUUCCGUCUCGACAUCGGGUCGCGGAGUUUACGACCCGGGGACCAGCCUCGAGGAAAGUGGGAAAGCGGGCGCGCGCGCGAGGCUAGGACGGGGAGGCUAGGGCGCCUGCGAGACCUAAAUCCACCACUGCGCACCGCCACGUUCUCUCCCUUCCAUCCUUUUUUCUCCUGAACGGCACAGCGGCCGCAUGAACCAGUGCCAAACGCACGCAUGCUGCGGUCUUUUCUCUCCCUUCCCACCCGCCGCCGCGCGUUUUACUCCGUGAUCCGCAUCCGUCAGUAAGUCGCGGGCCGCCGACACGCGAGGUGUUACCUUUGUGCUGAGUACCACGUGAGGACACGCGGAACUUGACUCUCGGUGUUUCGCGCUCCGAAAGAGAGACGGAGAGAGAAAAAACGCGAUAAAAAGACGAGGGGGGAAAGAAAAAAAGAGAAAAACCAAGAACGGAGCAGACACCGCGCUCACAGACGCAUACCGACCGCAUUUAAGAAUCCGAGCGCGCGUUUCCCAUACCAAGUAAGGGUAGAUCGAUCAGUAUCCCGAGGUUGUAGAGAGAUACUUAACUUUUAAACAGCCGUGAGAUGCGAGAGGGCCUAGCGAUCGGAUUCCAUGCGGCUACCUUUCUGCUGUACGCUUUCGCGGUUUAUUACGAUUACACGUACACGAUCGUGCCGGACAAUGUCACGAGCAUGCACAACGCCUACGGUGGAAAGUUCAAGUUCCUAACGUUCUGGGAUGCGAUUCUACAAGCAUUAUUCUUUUUGAUAUGUCUCGUAAACGAUUUAUUUGGUACGAAUGCUGUAAACCCCAAGAAACCGCCCUUCACGCGGAAAUUAAAAGAUUAUUUCCACGCAAGCCUAGGGUUUCCCAUUGCUAUGUUCGUUGGCGUGACCUUCUGGGCGUUAAUGUUCGUGGACCGUGAAUUGGUAUUGCCGAAAGCGUUGGACCCAUACUUUCCAUGGUGGUUAAACCAUUUAAUGCACACGAUGAUCAUGGUGACGACUAUGUUGGAGAUAAUCGUCGCACCGCGGCAAUAUCCCAAGCGAUCUUGUGGCCUCGGAAUACUCGCUACCUUCAUGCUCACGUAUUUAAUCUGGAUACACGUAAUCUAUUAUAAAAGCGGCGUUUGGGUGUAUCCCGUGAUGGAGGUGUUGACGCAGCCACUACGGGUUUUAUUCUUUGCCGUACUACUGACAUUCUGCACGAUCCUAUACUUCGUUGGGGAUACGCUGAACAACAUCAUCUGGGGUAACGAAAACACAAAGCAUAAAAAGUCACACGCCAAAUCCAAGUAGCCUCGCCCAAGCGUUCCUAACGGGUGAUAAAAAGCCACCACGGUCUCUGCCUGCCGCCUGCGGUGUUGGUGAAUAAACAAAAUGGAUCUUUUCUACACCCUCCGUUGCAGCAUGCACAAUGUAUAAUAUGUCAGAAGUAAAUGUCAUUUAGAAUAUUAGUGCUAUGUAUGUGCAUGCGAGGCGCAGUAUAAGGUAUAACAGUGAGGACUUGCGUGAUCGUUAACCCGGCGCGGUGGAGAUAACACGAAUGAACAGGAGCAGCAUGCAAGGUGCAACGCAUUUCCAACGCGAUCACGGACCAAGGGGGACUAAUCCGUGGGUAUAGUGUAUUUUUCUUCUCAUUUCCCUUUUUUUCUUCUUGCGCGCCAAACGAAUAAAACGAUGCCUCAUAUCAAUCCCUCAUCUUCCCUUCCGCUCAUGAUAAUACUUAUUUUUGUACUUUCGUAGCGAACGACCUAUUAUAAAUAUAUAUUAUUGUUUUUACAAAAAAAGUUGUAAUACGGUGCACGUAGAAUACGUGUGUAAUAUAAUGCAUAUAAUGUACGAUGUAGCAUACGUAAAAAUUUGCCCGAACUAAAGUCCAGGUAUAUUUGUGUGAUCGAGUGUAGGAAAAAAA